AUGUGCAAAAACGUCGGAGAGAAAGGUUCGACACAGCUUCCCAACCACAUUCAAGACGAGUGUUCAUCUACAACACUGAGAAUGGGAAGUGAUGGUGGACUCGACCGAAUCCUCCAAGGAACACCACCGAUCAAGGCGAAUUGGGAGUUAGAGCUGUUCUGGAUAAAUCCAACAUACAAGGAGUUGAAGAGUGAAGUGGUUGGGAAAUGUGGCUAUCAACAGAACCAUUCUCUCUUGCUGUUUUGCGCGAUAUCAUGCAUCCUCCGGCGUAUCUGGAUGGAGGUUCAUCACGGGAUCAGGAAUGCGAGACUUCAAGGGGACUACAGUGAUUAUGCACUGACCGAACCUUGUCCUUUGAGGUCUACUGAUGAUCCUUCGGGGUAUGGUUGCUGA
This is a messenger RNA of Microthlaspi erraticum, 393 nucleotides long. The record is from the annotation of a GenBank genome assembly. NCBI's taxonomy places the organism in Eukaryota, Viridiplantae, Streptophyta, Magnoliopsida, Brassicales, Brassicaceae.